Messenger RNA from Scaptodrosophila lebanonensis, 1608 nucleotides. It is a transcript of the gene Argl, whose product is annotated as argininosuccinate lyase. The transcript has 3 exons. Gene Ontology annotation, cellular component: cytosol. The coding region runs from base 57 to 1523 and encodes 488 amino acids. The record is from RefSeq and is a predicted model, not a curated record. Gene Ontology annotation, molecular function: argininosuccinate lyase activity. Lineage: Eukaryota; Metazoa; Arthropoda; Insecta; Diptera; Drosophilidae.
ACAACAGCUACCGGCCGAGUGCGUGUCAGUCUGACUUGUGCACUUCGAAGAUAACAAUGGCGCUACAACAAACAAAGAUGCUAAAGCAAGAACAACAACAACAACAUCGGGAAGAGCUGCCCACAAGCAAGCCAACGCAUCAACUGUGGGGCGGCCGCUUUAGCGGUCAACCCCACGAAGCUCUCCAAGCCCUGAACAACAGUUUGCCGUACGAUGCGCGUCUCUAUAGCGACGACUUGGAUGCGAGCAAGGCCUAUGCAGAGGCACUGAAGCGUGCAGGCUACCUGAACAGCGCCGAUUGUGAUGUGAUUGUGAAGAGCUUGGAGCUGAUUCGUUUCGAUUGGGUGGAGCGCAGCAUCAAGUUUCUGCCCAGCGAUGAGGAUGUUCAUACGGUUAACGAGCGCCUGCUGGUGAAUAUUACGGGCGAGCUGGGACAGCGUUUGCACACGGGUCGCAGUCGCAACGAUCAGGUGAUCACCGACAUGAAGCUGUGGAUGCGCAAGGCCAACAGAGAGACAUUGGGACGGCUGCGUCUGCUGAUUGAGGCUUGCGUGCUGCAGGCGGAACAGCAUCUGGGCAUUCUUAUGCCCGGCUACACGCACAUGCAACGCGCCCAGACCGUCCAGUUCUCCCACUGGCUGCUCUCCCACGCCUUUGCCCUGCGAGAGGACUGUCUGCGGCUGGUGGAGCUGCGGGAGCGCUCCAAUGUUAUGCCACUGGGCAGUGGCGCUCUGGCCGGCAAUCCAUUGGGCAUUGAUCGUCUGUGGUUAGCCGAGCGAUUGGGCUUCUCUGGAGUAACCGCAAAUAGCAUGCAUGCGGUGGGUGAUCGCGACUUUGUGGUGGACUUCAUUUAUUGCUGCUCCUUGGUUAGCCUGCAUCUAUCGCGUCUUGCCGAGGAUCUAAUACUGUACAGCACUCAGGAAUUCGAUUUUAUAAAACUAGCGGACGGCUUCGCUACCGGUUCCAGCUUAAUGCCACAGAAACGUAAUCCCGAUAGCUUGGAGCUUAUUCGCGGCAUUUCUGGCUUGAUUACUUCCAAUCUGACUGGCAUUAUGAUGACAAUUAAGGGCACACCAUCCACCUAUAACAAGGACUUGCAAUUCGAUAAGCAAUAUUGCUUUCAGGCUCACGAUAAGCUAGCGCAGAGCUUGGAUGUAGCUGUGGGCGUAGUAAGCACCAUGCAGGUGCAAAGACAUCAAAUGGAAGCUGCCCUAAGCACGGACAUGUUAGCCACAGAUUGGGCCUAUUAUCUGGUACGAAAGGGCGUGCCCUUCCGCAUGGCCCAUCACUAUAUUGGACGGGUGGUGGCCCUGGCUGAGCAGCGUGGCGUCGGCAUCACUGAAGUGCCGCUGGGCGAGCUGCAACAGAUCUGUGAGGCCUUUGGCGCUGAUAUUGUGAGCGUGGCCGACUAUGGCCUCAAUGUUCAGCAGUAUAAUGUGGUCGGGGGUACGGCCACUGUGUGUGUUUUGGAGCAACUGCGUCAACUGAAGGACUUCUGCAUGGGUUUGUGCAAGCAGUCCUAAACAAUGUGGAACGGCAAGCUUUAUUCAAUUACUAAUUGCUGUACAGGGGAUUACGUAAAUACAAGUUUUAAAUUAAACAUUUGAA